Messenger RNA from Polistes dominula (European paper wasp), 1088 nucleotides. RefSeq names its product glycine cleavage system H protein, mitochondrial (gene ppl). The record is from RefSeq and is a predicted model, not a curated record. Gene Ontology annotation, biological process: protein lipoylation; glycine decarboxylation via glycine cleavage system. Gene Ontology annotation, cellular component: glycine cleavage complex; mitochondrion; cytoplasm. Lineage: Eukaryota; Metazoa; Arthropoda; Insecta; Hymenoptera; Vespidae.
UCAUCAUGUAACAUAAAAGUUUCCAGUAUAAUCUUUUUUCAAGAUAACAGUUAAAUUAUGACACCAGAAAUGGUUAAGAAAUAUUCUAAAGAUCAUUAAAAUGUUCUUGCAUUUGCUCGUACGCGCGCAUUUCGUUCGUAAUCGACGAACUAAUACGACAGCAUUCGGAGCAUUUCGGCAGAGACGACGAAGCAGACGACACGAAAGAAAGUAAGGUUAACUCGCCGAAAAUUUCGUUAUUAUUAUAAGAGUGAGAGUGAUAGAGAUAAAAAGAAAGAAAGAAAGAAAGAAAGAAAGAAAGAAAGAAAAAAUGGCUAGAUUGUUUACAAGAAUAAUUAAAAAUUCUUUUGAACAAGUGAUUUCACCUAGGACUCAAUUAUUAACAAAUUCAUCUUUGUCAACUUCGCGUUAUUUAUCUACUGCACAACAAUUAAAAUCGGAAAGAUGGUUUACGGAUACACACGAAUGGAUCAAAGUAGAUAAUAACGUAGGAACAAUUGGGAUAUCUGAUCAUGCACAAGAUGCACUUGGUGAUGUAGUCUAUGCUCAACUUCCAGAUGUUGGAUCUGUCUUUAAAAAAGAAGAGGAGUGCGGUGCAUUGGAAUCCGUUAAAGCUGCAUCUGUAUUAAUAAGUCCUGUAAGCGGAACCGUAGUAGAAAAAAAUACUGCACUGGAAAGUAAACCAGGAUUGAUUAAUUCAUCUUGUUACGAUGAAGGAUGGUUAUACAAAGUACAAUUAAGUCAUCCAGAGGAAAUCAAGAUGCUCAUGGAUGAAAAAGCUUACGAAUUAUUUUUAAAAUCUGGCGCUCACGAAAAUGGGAAUCGUGAAAAUCCUUAAAAAACGUAUUUACUUCGUCAUGUAUCAUUGUACGAGAAAACAAGUUAUUCUCAAUUGUACAUAUUUAUAUUAUAAAAGCAUUUCAAACACAAUCUGUUUAUCAUUCAAAGCAGAUAUAUCAUACUUUGUUCCUUUUGUUUUAUUUUUUUUUUUUAUUUUUAUUUUUUUUAUUUCUUUUAUUUAUUUAUUCUCGAGGCAUAAAAAUACAAUGGACACAAAUGAUUUAGACAUAGAUGAAUAUCAAAAAUAA